UUGAAUUUUCCCACUGUGGGGUCAAGACCACUGCAGCUUGGUCAAGGUGAGCAGGAUCCCCUUCCUGGGAGGGGGCUGUAAAUUCUGUUCAAAGUGCUUUUGAAGUUACUCCUUGACUCAGCAAGUAAGAAAGAAGUUUCUGCCAGUUCAGUUACUUGAACUGAAUCUCAGGCAUUAUGUGUAUGCUAGCACAUGAAGAGAUGAAAUUAUAAGCCAAAAAUGGAAAAUGGGAUAGGAAUGCCUAUUUCAGCUCUCCAGAUCUGCAACAUGAAAUGUUGUCUAAGAGUUUAUUCUUGAAAUAUUGAAGCUGAUUUUUUUUCACUGUUACACAUGCUCUUCAGCUCUUCAGAGAAAAGUUACAUGGUUUAUUGAAGGUGAUUUCAAUUAAGCUGUUUUAGUACAGAGUACUGGUGUUACAAAUACUGAUUUUGUCAGUGCCCUUUGGUUUAAGGAUCUCUGAGUUAAAUAAAGCAACAGCACACAAAAGAACCUACUUCUUAGUGUUUAUGCAAAUUGAAAGUGCAAGUGUCCAAAUAUAAAACACUAUGUGAGUAAUAUGUAAAUUCUUGUCAAUAAUAGUGAGUACAUUCCUUUUGCAUUGUGUGCAUGCCUCACAUGCUCAAACUCAUGAUUUGUGUAGCUUUGACAGCUGGUUCUGCAUCCAUAAGUUGAACCACCCUGUGCUUGUUGCAGACAGCAUGAAGCAGUAGGACAGGUUCCACCUUUUCUCCAGGUUCCUCUUCAUCAUAGGAGUUCAGUCUUGUUUGUGUACUUGAUGUCUUACGUUCAUGCAAGUGCAGUUCAAAUGAGUCUCUUUUAGAUAAGUUUCAAAAAUUCUCUGCUAGGUUUAUGCCUCUCUGAGAGCCUGCUUCCCUAAGACUGGUGCAUCGUAAUUGAAUACAUAUGUAUUCCUUCACUGUUUUACUCCAAGGUGAAACACAUCAGUUUAAAUCACUUUCAGUCUUCAAGCUGAGCUGUUUUACUUAGCUCACAUCUUGACUGUGAGAGCAGUUGCAUGUGGUUUAGGAGAACUACCAGCUGGUGCAAAUUAAUACCUCAGAGUGAUUUCUUUGUUACGGUAUAGUGAAGUAGCACUCAUUUCUGGCAUUCUAUAUGUCAACAGUGCAAUAUUUUAUUGCCAGUAUUUUAUUUAAAAGAGGAAAACAUUGAUAAGGCACAUUGCCGGCCUAGAAAAUUCCGAGUGCUCUUUGAGUAGUGGUUGUGCUGCAGCUCACUGGAUGCAGAAGCGGAGUAAUAGAGUGCUUCUGCAAGGAUGCUGACACCUAGAUCUUCCUAGGAGAAAAUGCUUUUCAGUAUAAGCUUCAGUAUCAUAUCUCUAUAUGCAUGCCUGUUAUCUUUUGUCCUAAUUUAACUAAUAAUGCAGCAUGCUAUGGAGUGAUUAAGAAUGGUCUAAUGCACAAAUAUUUCUGUACUUCUCCUUUCACACAUUAAUUAGGCUUUAGUAUACCAUUGGGCACGCCUCCAAGGCCUGCAGUUCUUGCUCUAGUCAAAAAAUCUUUCUCUUUCCAAUUUUAAGAGCAGAAUUAGCUUGAGUUAAACUUGAGUUAAAAGUGAGUUAUUUUUUUUAUUUGCAUGGCUCACUGGGGAGGUUUCGAGUUUCAUUGAGGAGUUGGUAAUUCCUAGGAGUUCCAGAAAAGUUAAAGAAUGAAAAACAGUAUUAGUGUAAGAGUAGUGUCUUUGUUCAUACAAGAGGAAAUUCUGGUGAUUAAAGAUCAUGGCAACCAUAGAGGAACUGGCCCAUCAAAUUUUUGAACAGCAAAUGGGAGAGGUUACACAUUCCCAGGAAGGUGGUACGCAAACACUAAUGGAUGGGACAGCACAACGAAUACAGAUUGUCCCUGCAGAUUCGGGCCUCUCUUUAUCACAGCGUAUACAGAUUGUCACAGAUCAGCAGACGGGCCAGAAGAUUCAGAUUGUUACAUCACUUGAUCAGAGCUCAGCAGGCAAGCAGUUCAUCUUAACAAAUCAUGAUGGCUCUACCCCAAGCAAGGUGAUCCUUGCCAGACAAGAUUCCACUCCAGGAAAAGUUAUCCUAGCAACUCCAGAUGCUGCAGGUGUCAACCAACUGUUUUUUGCAUCCCCUGAUAUAUCUGCACAACACAUCCAGAUUUUAACGGACAACUCCCCCAAUGAACAGGGCCUAAAUAAAGUGUUUGAUCUGUGUGUUGUGUGUGGAGACAAAGCAUCAGGGCGUCAUUAUGGAGCAGUGACCUGUGAGGGAUGCAAAGGAUUCUUUAAAAGGAGCAUACGGAAGAAUUUGGUUUAUUCCUGCCGAGGAACGAAGGACUGCGUCAUUAACAAGCACCACCGGAAUCGCUGCCAGUAUUGUAGGCUGCAGAGAUGCAUCGCCUUUGGGAUGAAACAGGAUUCUGUACAGUGUGAGAGGAAACCUAUUGAAGUGUCAAGAGAAAAAUCUUCAAACUGUGCAGCUUCUACAGAAAAGAUCUACAUUCGGAAAGAUCUUCGUAGUCCAUUAGCUGCAACCCCAACUUUUGUAACAGACAAUGAAACAGCAAGAUCAACGGGUUUGCUGGAGUCAGGAAUGUUUGUUAACAUUCAUCCGUCUGCAAUAAAAAGUGAACCUACUGUGCUGAUGACUCCAGAUAAGGUAGAAGCAUGUCAAGGAGAUUUAAGUACACUGGCAAAUGUGGUGACUUCAUUAGCAAAUCUCAGUAAAUGCAAAGACGUGUCACAAAGCAGUACAGAGCUAUCCAUGAUCGAAAAUUUGAGUAAUGGAGAUGCAUCAUUAUCUGAACUCAAGCAAGAACAAGCUAGUAGUGAUGUUACAAGGGCAUUUGAUACUCUUGCAAAAGCAUUAAAUCCAGGAGAGAGUGCAGCAUGCCAGAACUCUGAAAGCAUUGACACCAGUGCACAGCUGCUUGGUGGAGAAACAAGCAUGAACAUCGUGGAAAUAGAGGGGCCACUACUCAGUGAUGCUCAUGUAGCAUUCAGGCUCACCAUGCCUUCUCCUAUGCCUGAUUAUCUUAACGUUCACUAUAUCUGUGAGUCUGCCUCCAGGUUGCUUUUCUUGUCCAUGCACUGGGCACGUUCCAUUCCAUCUUUCCAAGCUUUGGGACAGGAUAACAGCAUAUCAUUAGUAAAAGCCUGCUGGAAUGAACUUUUUACGCUUGGUCUAGCACAAUGCUCACAAGUUAUGAAUGUGGCGACGAUCUUAGCUGCUUUUGUUAAUCACCUUCAAGGCAGUUUACAACAAGAUAAGCUGCCAACAGACAGAGGAAGACUGGUAAUGGAGCAUGUCUUCAAAUUGCAAGAAUUUUGUAACAGCAUGGUUAAACUGUGUCUAGAUGGGUACGAAUAUGCAUAUUUGAAAGCAAUUGUCCUCUUCAGUCCUGAUCACCCAGGUCUAGAAAAUGUGGUACAGAUUGAGAAAUUUCAAGAAAAAGCUUACAUGGAGUUCCAAGACUAUGUAACAAAGGCGUAUCCGGACGAUACCUACAGGCUAUCUAGACUGCUUCUGCGAUUGCCUGCUCUCAGGCUGAUGAGUGCUGCCAUCACUGAAGAGCUGUUCUUUGCAGGACUGAUUGGCAAUGUUCAGAUUGACAGCAUCAUCCCAUACAUUCUGAGAAUGGAGACAGCAGACUACAACUCUCAGAUCAUAGGUCAUGGUGUGUAAAAGGAGCAGUCCAGGAUUCUGUACCAUGGCAAUCAUGGUGAUGUAAAUGCAUACCCUGUCUCCAAGAGAUGGUCAUAAGCCUUCCAGUGCACCUUUCCAAAGAAGGCUCAUAUUCCUCCUUUCCAGUACACUUGGGAAACAUGGUGGAGUGUAUUAGGAUAUAGGAUCCCUUCCUGUUCUUCAUCUGUCUUCAAGGACUUGUAAAUUAACUUGAUAUCUGAAGAAGGUCAAGAAUUGUCCAUCCUAUUUUUGUAGGUAGACGGACUUGGAUUAUUUGUUUAUGAAGUUCAGGCUUAUGAGGAAACUGAAGAAGCUUUGAUUGAACUAAGGUAUCUCAACUUAGUUUGAUGUUUUAGACAAAUAAAUUAACUUUCCUCUC
Messenger RNA from Camarhynchus parvulus, 4034 nucleotides. It is a transcript of the gene NR2C1, whose product is annotated as nuclear receptor subfamily 2 group C member 1. Lineage: Eukaryota; Metazoa; Chordata; Aves; Passeriformes; Thraupidae. The coding region runs from base 1736 to 3655 and encodes 639 amino acids. The transcript has 15 exons. The record is from RefSeq and is a predicted model, not a curated record. Gene Ontology annotation, biological process: anatomical structure development; negative regulation of transcription by RNA polymerase II; cell differentiation. Gene Ontology annotation, molecular function: zinc ion binding; RNA polymerase II cis-regulatory region sequence-specific DNA binding; nuclear receptor activity.